AAAGUUUUCAUCGAAUAAGGCAGAUGUUACCAGACAAAACAAUAGCUCAACUAGUUAAGUAUUAUUAUCUCUGGAAGAAGACUAGACAGAGGAGUUCUCUUAUCGACCGUCAUGCAAGAAAGCAUACUGCCAAAUUACAGCAAGCCACUGAUGGAGUUUUGGCUGAUAGUAAUGGUGAUCGCUCAGAAGAAGAUGAAGAAGGUCGUGGAGGAGAGGAGACAAAAAAUUGCUCGAAUUGUACCAUCCCAGCAUCUAUUCUUAAUGAAUCUCCCAAGGGAAUGCAAUGUUCAACUUGUUAUAACCAUUGGAAGAAAACUGGCAGUUUACGACCCACUGUGGGACCCAUGAAGAGAGACAAGCAGUUAAUUAAGCAUAAAAGGCGACCCCCACGAGGCAUGCACAUUAAUCAUGAGGAUCUGAUGGCUAUGAUAUCUCCUGGACCUCCUGGUCCUCCUGGCACUCUCACACCAGGAAUGCAGCUUUUAAGACACAUGGAGAAUGAAGUCAUUGCUCUCAAACGACAGGGCUCUGGUAAACAUCCUAAUCUUCAGACUGUUAUUGCCCUUCAGAUAUCAGUCCAUCUUAUUUCCUCUUUAGAAUCACCAAGAUCUUCAACCUUGCCAGCAGUUUCAAGACGAUGA
This is a messenger RNA of Macrobrachium nipponense, 641 nucleotides long. Its product is annotated as REST corepressor 3-like. Lineage: Eukaryota; Metazoa; Arthropoda; Malacostraca; Decapoda; Palaemonidae. Gene Ontology annotation, molecular function: transcription corepressor activity. The record is from RefSeq and is a predicted model, not a curated record. Gene Ontology annotation, biological process: regulation of transcription by RNA polymerase II; negative regulation of DNA-templated transcription. Gene Ontology annotation, cellular component: histone deacetylase complex; transcription regulator complex. The coding region runs from base 24 to 641 and encodes 205 amino acids. The transcript has 6 exons.